Medioppia subpectinata is the source of this 316-nucleotide messenger RNA. Lineage: Eukaryota; Metazoa; Arthropoda; Arachnida; Sarcoptiformes; Oppiidae. The record is from the annotation of a GenBank genome assembly.
AUUCAAAAUUAAAUAAAAUAUUAUUUUAUUGAAACAAUUGAUUUGUUUUAGAAAAUAAACAAAAAUGAAAUUUUUAGUAUUUGGUGUCCUUUUCUUCACUGCUCUCUACGCAUCGGAAGCGAUGACAAUAAGAGAGUCAAACGACGACCCGAUAAAAGAGCACCUCUUGAAGGAAGUGUCAGACAUUUUAGACGAGACGAAGAAAGCGAUCGACACUUUGGCGAAGACAGGGAAAGAGGCGCUCAGAAAUGGGUUGACUAAAGCCAUUGCAAUCGCCAAAGAGUUGGACACAAAAGUGAAAGCAUUGAAACCCGAG